Messenger RNA from Bradysia coprophila, 4106 nucleotides. RefSeq names its product tricarboxylate transporter protein I'm not dead yet (gene Indy). NCBI's taxonomy places the organism in Eukaryota, Metazoa, Arthropoda, Insecta, Diptera, Sciaridae. The record is from RefSeq and is a predicted model, not a curated record. Gene Ontology annotation, molecular function: citrate transmembrane transporter activity; succinate transmembrane transporter activity. Gene Ontology annotation, biological process: succinate transport; citrate transport; transmembrane transport. Gene Ontology annotation, cellular component: plasma membrane.
AGUUUAUAGGUAGAUUUUGUGUCGAAUCGUUCGUUACAACCGGGUCGUAGUAAAAAUGGAAUAAAAAUUUGACUGGAUUUUCAAACCGUUAAAAUGGCAAGACAUCAAUUUCAAAAAGUCCAUACAUCCGAUCCGGAAGACAAUCAACCGGUUGUGAAUGGAGAAGGUGAAGCAACUCGUCAAAGAAUAAAUAUAGAAAGACGGAGGAUACCAUUGUCGCAGCGGUUAUGCACAUUUAUUGUCGUCUACUGGAGAUCGAUUACUGUAUUUUUAGCACCAAUUCUUUUACUACCAGUCAUAUUACAUAAUGAUAUUCAGCAAUUCAGAUGUAUGUACGUUGUACUGCUGAUGACAGUGUACUGGGUUACAGAAGCACUACCUCUACCAAUCACAUCUAUGAUACCGAUUGUCCUAUUUCCUUGUUUAGGCAUUUUAGACACUGAAACAACAUGCAUGAUGUACAUGAAAGAGACAAUGCUGAUGUUUAUCGGUGGUUUGGUUAUCGCACUGGCGGUUGAAUUUUGUAAUUUACAUAAACGAACGGCCUUAAAAGUCAUAUCCAUUAUUGGGUGCAGUCAGAGGAGACUGAACUUCGGACUUAUCACUGUAACCAUGUUCGUCUCCAUGUGGAUUUCAAACACAGCUGCUGUGGCUAUGAUGUGUCCCAUUAUGCAAGCCGUAUUGGAAGAACUACAAUCGCAAGGAUUGUGUCGAAUGUACGAAGAAGAUGAACAGGGAACCGAAGAAGAGGGUAUGCUGAAGCAGAAACAAAGUGACGAACCACCACGCCCGACGAAAGUGACAAUUUGCUAUUUCAUGGGUGCGGCCUACGCUUCGACACUUGGCGGUUGUGGUACAAUUGUCGGUUCGGGAACCAAUUUGACGUUCAAAGGAAUCUAUGAGCAAUACUUUCCAAACAGUCCCGGUUUGGACUUCCCGAAAUGGAUGUUCUACAAUAUUCCCGGUAUGUUAGUCUACACAUUCCUAACAUGGGUAUAUUUGCAAUGGCUGUACAUGGGUAUGUUCAGACCGAACAGCAAGGAAGCCAAAGAAUCACAAUUGAGUCCGGAAGGUGAACGAGUUGCCAGAUCGGUUAUUGAAGGCAAAUACAAGGAAUUGGGUCCGAUAACAGCGCACGAAAAAUGGGUCGCAUUUUUCUUCAUCUUGUCGGUUAUAUUGUUCUUUACACGAGCUCCAGGCUUUAUGACCGGAUGGGCCGAACUUUUGACCAAGACCAAAAUCAAGGACGGUACUCCAGCUAUUUUCAUCGUUAUUGCAUUGUUCAUGAUCCCCGCCAAUUGGGGAUGUUUGAAUUACUUCAGCGGCAAACCUUCGACAUUGCCAAAAGCACCAUCACAGGGUCUUAUCACAUGGAAAUAUAUCAAUUCAAAAGUGCCAUGGAGUUUGAUUUUCCUGCUGGGCGGUGGUUUUGCAUUGGCCGAAGGUGGUAAAAAAUCUGGCAUGUCGGCUAUGCUGGGAAAUUCAUUGAUUCCACUGAAAGACUUACCUCCAUUGCUAUUGCUGUUCAUCGUUUGCUUCACCGCACAAUUACUAACAGAAUUCACAUCGAAUGUAGCCAUUGCAAACAUUAUACUGCCGGUACUGGCUGAGAUGUCUGUUGCAAUCGAAAUGCAUCCACUGUUUCUGAUGUUCCCAGCGGCUCUGUCUUGCUGUAUGGCAUUCCAUAUGCCCGUCGGAACACCGCCGAAUGCUAUAGUCGCUGGUGUGUCGCACAUUCGUACGAAAGACAUGUGCAUCGCAGGAAUUGGCCCGACCAUUUUUACAUUGAUUGUUGUUUGGGUCACGUUCCCGACUUGGGGCGCCGUUGUGUAUCCGGAUUUGAAUACGUUCCCGGACUGGGCGAGAGAUAUCAAAACGGUGACGACCACUGUUGCACCGAUUGUCAAUGCAACGAUUGCAGCGUUGAGACCGUAAAAUGGAACUGGCUUGAUGUUGGUUACCGUUUUUUUUUUUGCGGAAAGUGCCCGUCAAUUUUUACACUCAAUCGUCGUUUUAUUCGAGCCAAAAUCGUUAAAUUUUUCUGUUUUGAAGAUUUUUUUAAUUUUUUUUUUUGUUGUUAUUGAAAAAAGUGGCCGAUUAAGCCGAAACGGACACGCAAAAAGUGGCUGCAAAUAAUUUUUUUUUUCACAAAUCAAGUUAGCAAUAAGAAACUUUUUAUUUUAGUUGAAGAGAUACGAAGAGAAAUGAAAAAAAAAUUAUUUUCUGAACAAAAAAAAUUAAUUUAUUUUGAACGUUCAAUCUAGUGCAAUGUCUUUGAAGACACAAACUUUUUUAAUUUGUUUUUAAUUUAAUUUCAAUAGGAAGCUUCCAGAAUUUCAUAGUUUCUUGUUAUACACAUACAGUGACUGUCGGAUACAAUAUAGGAAUUAGUUCGGUUUUCGCAAUGAUGGUUGGGAAGAAAUUCAGUGGAAAAGUAAUUGAAGAUCAGAAGGGAUGAGCAAUUUUAUUUAGAAAACCUGUCGAAUAUUUUGGCAUAUUAGCACAAAAAGGAAUGAGCUACAUUUACCCAACUAGCGACUAUGAAUCGAGAUCUCAAGUAAGUUUCAAUAUGUGAAAUGUAUUAGCCCGAGACGAAGCAAAAGCGUCAAAAGUUACUCAACAACAUGACUUUAAACUGUACUCUCGAGUUGCUCUACUUUAUUCGCGGUAAAACACCACAGCAACGAAAAUGAAAAUCAACGCCCACCACAGUAAUCGAUAAUUAACUCUUUCAUGAAAAUUAGCGCUGAUAAACUGAACAACAACGAGAGUGAAGAGAGAGAGAGAUAGAGAGAGAGAGGAAAAUUUUGUGUGUACGAAAAACCAGUCUAUGUAAAAUUUGUCUAAGAGCCUGGACGACCAGGUUAUUUUUUCGAGUGUGAGGCCAUCGUUGAUUUCCUUGGUACCAGUAAUUCUGAUGAAAUUUUGUACACAUUAAAUGACUCAGACUAACACUUCGGGAAAAGCUCCAUCUCUAGCCAAACAGACUUAAAUAAAUCAACGACAAGCACAGAAAAAUUGACAAAUCAAGUGAGCCAGGUUUUGUCGGUACAUUUUGGAUUAAACGAACGCACUUCAAGCAAAGGUGCUGCCAAAUGAGUACUACUUUGUAUGCAAAAUGUUUCCAGAUUCUUUUACAGUGCCAAAAUUUGUUUGAUACACUGUUCAGUUUCAGUACUCUCUUAAGAGUACAACUCAUGCUUGAAGUGCGUUGAUUAAACUAAUACAAAAUGUGCGCUGUGAGGUUACUCAGCUCUCAUUCAUUAGAAACGGCUUUUGGUGGUAACUCAUCGAGUAUUAGAAUGAUAGCAUCGCAGUGCCAUUUCAACCCAAAAUUCUGUCUCUGUUUUUCGAGAAUAGAAUGCUUAAAAUGCGCCCUUUUUUAGGAACUUGUGUUUGGUCUCGUGUAAUUGCAGCACUUGCCUUCGGCUCGGGUUGCAACUCUCUAACCUGGCAAAAUAAGAAAUUCCAAAGAAUGUAAGGAAGCAAGUUAUUUUACUCACUUAGACCUGGAGAAGAGUGCUAGUGAAGUAAUGACUCCGUUUUCCGGCGGAGUAGUGAGUAAAUUUACUUUUCAAAAUGCAGGCUAGAAAAGAGUCUUUUUCUAACCUGAGCUGAACUACGGGAAAAAGUAGGAAAUUUGAUUUUAUCUGGUGACUUGUGACUACACCAUAGAAAUGAGCGUCAAAGCUCAUUUUCCGGGGACUUACUGAGUAAAAUAACUUACGUAAUUGUUUGGUACUUUGUAUUUUGACUUGUGUGGUUGCAUCGCCUCCGGCUCGAGCUGCAAAAGCCACAUUCAGCAACAUAAAAAAAAGUUGGAAAACAUAAUCUGCUUAUAAUCUUUAAGGGCUUCGAAGAUAAAUUCUCAACUCUUUAUCCAAUCUAUUCCGUUGGAAGUUGGAAUUGCUAGCAAAAUGUUCGCAGUCACUAAGAAUUGUCUACAAAAGAUAUUGUCUGAAUAUCGGUGUUACCUGUAAAUGUCUAGAACCUGGAUCGACUUUCAACUAUCCGUAUAAAUAAUAAUAUUAGCUCAUUCAGCCAUCCUUUGUUCGAAUUUGAACUUACCGUAGGGAAAUUUAUAUGUAAAGUGAAUUUAUAGAAAA